AGCUCCGGAAGGGAACGUAAACUUCAUCCAGCACAUAACAGAGCAGGACAGCUGUUUUUGAAAACCGAGUAAGAUAAUCUUCCAUUUUCACUAGAAUGCCAUGUCAAAAAAGAAAAAUGCAAUCUACUGAACUUCAAGACAAUAAGAAGCAGGUGGAUCUGAGCUCGACAGCGUCUGAUAAAUCUGGCCGACCGUCUCUGCGUCCCAAGAGGCCCCGAGGGUCAGGAGUGCUGCUGAAGAAAGUUUCAGUUAAGUCCAAAAGAAAAUGUUUGACACAGCUAAGAGAUGAAGUGGAGAACCCGCUUCGUCGUUCCUCGAGACUGAAAAUCCCCUCGAAGAAAGUGACUGGUGUCAAAAGGAAAAAGAUAUCAGUUAAAUCUGCAGUGGCAAAGGAACCAGGCUGCAAAAUUCGUAUUCAAGCUUCAAAGAAAGAUGGGGAUAAAUUGUAUGUGACUUUGCCUGUCCUUAAAAAAGGAAGCAGGAAAUACACUUCUCGAGUGAAGAAGGAGAAGUGUCAGUCUCUGCUUUCAGAAACAGCUUGCACGGUGUCGGCACUACUGUACCCUGUGUUAAUAGAGCACAGCUAUGGUCAGCCUCCUGAUUCACACAGUGAAGAAACAACACUGCCAGACAAAAACAAGGCUGGAGGAAUCACUAAUUUUGGUCUUGAUCUGAAUGAUGAACAUGAUGCUCCAGUGUAUCAUUCAGUGACCCAACUUAGUCAGUCCUCUGAGACGAAAACAGCAACAAAAUCAGAAGAGAACGCACUCUUAGUUGACCCCCUUGGGAAAAUCACUGGACAUUUGGAUGCUGGAGAAGGUGUGAUGAGAGAAUCUCUGCCUCCUCGGCAAGCAUUUUCUAAUGUCAUUCAAGAGACUAGUUUGAACAACCAUGAAUUAAAUUGUGAAAACAUCUCAGAUAUCAAUGCCAUGGUGAAUGCAUGUUUUCUACAAGAUAGUCUCCAGAAUCAGGUGGUGUCUGAUGCUUCUGGUUUGAUGCAGAGCUCUAUGACCUCAGAACCGCUGGAUGAUGUUGAGAUUGAACACUGUGUUGUUGAGAUUGAAACAAUGGAAGACCUCAGUGCCUUAGACAGUAACGAGCAGCCGCCCCAGGACUUGCAGGAAUCAGCAGGACUCCAAGAAACCAGCAAAGCUGUGGUAUGCAAGGAGAGUACAUCAACUCCUUCUCUUCCACAAGAUGGUGCAAAAGACUCCACACAAGGUUCUCUUGCACAGGCCAGUGCAGAACCUCCCAAGAAGCAAGCAAUGAACCCUCAGGCCAGAACCAAGGCUCGUCUGGCAGCAAUGGCUAAAGAGAGAGCAGCUGCUACUAGGAGGCCACCUCCAAAACAGCUCAAUCUCUUAGCUCUGUGUGAGGAAAUCGCAGAUGACAUUGCAUCUGAUACAACGGCAGCGAAAGAAAAGAAGACUGAAGAAUGCAUUCAAUCCAGUGACAUGAUUCAGAGUAAAAAUGAGGUAGAGAAUGCAACAAUUCCCACUGUUUCCAGUGACCUCCCUGUCCCAGAAAGCCUCACUGAGGGGAUACUGGAACCCAAGGUACACAAGAGCACACCCAAGAAACGCUUUUUCUUAAGCCAAGUGUCCGUCCCACUUAAAACCCAAGAAAAAAAAAAACUGUCCCGAUUCCAGAAGCUGAGACAGGUUGAGCUGCAGAGAGACAAAUUGACAUGGACGCGUGUUAAAAAGCUGAAAUCGGAUCAGGCUAGUCAGGACGAUGCAAAUGAUUCCACACAGACUUCACCCAUUUCAGUAUCAACCACUCAUGCCAGUCUUCCUCCUCAUUCUCCCACACCACUUACUCCAACAAGUGUGUUAAAAAUGGCCUCAAGCGAGUGCAGGAGAACACUCCCGGCUGUGGCACCCCCCAUGCCCAAUGGUAUUACCAGUUUAAAGCCAAGGCCUGUUGUGGAGUAUAAGCCAUAUAAUCCCAGACCAAAAUACUCACCAGAUGAUUUUGAGCUGGAUGAGCCGAGUGAAGAGACAAGCAAGCCAGCUGUUCCCAAACAGGAGGACAGAAUGGAGCAACUCUCAUCUUUGGCUGUAGAGUCCUCUAGAACACUGGGAAAGCACAUAUGUAUCAAGACCCCUCCAGCAUCAACAGGUAUCAAGUUUAACCAACAAGAUGGUUCUCAUAAGACACCAAUGGAAAAUUCAGAAGUCAGAAACAGGGGCACCUCUGGCAGUGGGUCAGACACAGAGCUGAGGAAUGAAGUUACGAAUAAUUUAAGGACUGCGAGUGUCGAAGGAGAGCAAAAAAACACCGACAAGAACCAGAAUGCAUUUGGAGCCACAACUUGUAGUGUGUGUGGGAUGCUGUAUUCUCCUUCCACCACUGAGGAUGAGACCCAGCACCUGCUCUUCCACAACCAGUUCAUCAGUGCUGUCAGAUAUGUGGGUUGGAAAAAGGAGAGGAUUUUAGGGGAAUACCCAGAUGGCAAGAUUAUACUUGUUCUACCAGAUGACCCUAAAUAUGCACUGAAAAAGGUGGAGGAGAUAAGAGAAAUGGUGGACAAUGACCUGGGAUUCCAGCAAGUGGAGACUAAGGUCCCUUCCCAGACCAAAACCUUCCUCUUCAUUUCAAAUGACAAGAAGGUGACUGGGUGUCUGAUCGCUGAACACAUUCAGGAGGGUUACAGGGUGAUCGAAGAGCCAUUGCCAGAAGGUUCAGAGAGGGAGAAGUUGAUGUUUGAGCACCAGAGGGCCUGGUGCUGCUCUACUGUUCCAGAGCCAGCAGUGUGUGGGAUCAGUCGCAUUUGGGUGUUCAACAUGAUGAGGAGGAGAGGCAUUGCGUCACGAAUGAUUGAGUGUCUCAGGAACAAUUUCAUCUAUGGGUCACAUUUAAGCAAAGAUGAGAUUGCUUUCUCAGACCCAACACCUGAUGGCAAGCUUUUUGCUACUCAUUACUGUGGAACCUCGCAGUUUCUGGUGUACAACUUCAUCAGCGGGACACGUUUAAACUGACGACACUCAUAAAUGGACCCAGCACUUUCACAAAGAUCCUCCCCUUCAAAUAUUACAACAAUUUAAGAAGAACCGUUUCAGCCGUUGCAUCCAAACACAAAAUGGACCCAAAAAAUGGAGCUACACCUGGGAGGAUUUCAACUUUUACUAUUAAGAGAGACAGGCUUAUUGUUAGCAAGCUUCUUUUAAAAAAGAAUGUUGAUCAUGUUGGAUAAUUUUUUUAAAAUACAUAUCCUAAUAUGAUUUCAAAUCCCAAAGUGGUUGAACAGGGAGAAGCUAAUCCCAGAUCAAUUAUAUUAAAUAAGUAACAUUUUUACCCAGUGGAGAUUUAUUACCUGCCUUAUGCAAUUAUGAUGUCUACUCCAUCAAGGUCAUGUCAUAUGGAAAUGUGCAUUGGGUAACACUCCACAGUAGCGUAUAGCUAUUGUUAAGUUUGGUGAAAAGCGUGUGCAAUUCUCUCAGGUUUAGUUCAAAGCCUAUUUUAAGACUUCCCAUAUCUUGUAGAAGCCAUUUUGUCUAAAGCACAGUUGCAAAAUCAGUGUUUGCUAAUCCUCUUUGAGCAUAGGGAAAAUAUAUGAAAUAUACUACUGCAAACAAUGUCUCUCUCCUGAGGCUACCUUACAAUAACGGAACAUUUAUUUUUCAUCUCAGGUAGUAUCAUUGAGCUGUCUUUUGGGACUAGAUUUAUCCAAACUUGCAUAUGACAUGCACUAUAUGGCCAAAAGUGCGUGCUCAUCUGACCAUCACACCCAUUUGUGCCCAUCCCAUCAUGGGCAUUAACACAGUCUUGGCUCCUCUUUGCUUUUAUUACAAGUUUUCACUCUUAUGGGAAGGCUUUCCACUAGAUUUUGGAACAUGGCUGUGGGGAUUUGUUCUCAUUUAGCCACAAGAGCAUUAAUGAGGUUGACGGUUGAUGUCAAGUGAGAGAGCUUCCAGUGCAGUAGGCUUUCUAGUUAAUCCCGAGAAUGUUCAUUUGGGUUGAGGUCAGCACUUGGGCUGCUCAAGUUCUUCCACAUCAACCUUUGCAAACCAUGCCUUUAUGGCCCUUGCUUUGUGAUUGGGGGUUUGUCAUGCUAUAACAGACUUUUAUUCAAAUGAAAGGAAACCUCAGUGCUUCAACAUACAAAAACAUUCUCGACAAUUGCGUGCUUGCACACACAUUGCGGCAACAGUUUGGGGAAUGCUCACAUAUGGCUAUGGUGGUCGGGUGUCCACAUACUUUUGACUAUAUUGUGUAAGCUUAAACUCUUUGCUCUUGCAGUUUCAGUGUUCACAUUACAUAAAGUGGAAAAUCACAACUUCCUGAAAAAAAAUGACUUGUAUUUUGCACCAACAAAACCUUUACACAUGCUUCAGUCAUUUUCAGAAUUAUUGGCG
Neoarius graeffei (lesser salmon catfish) is the source of this 4358-nucleotide messenger RNA. RefSeq names its product establishment of sister chromatid cohesion N-acetyltransferase 1 (gene esco1). The record is from RefSeq and is a predicted model, not a curated record. NCBI's taxonomy places the organism in Eukaryota, Metazoa, Chordata, Actinopteri, Siluriformes, Ariidae. Bases 96 to 2981 code for a protein of 961 amino acids. Gene Ontology annotation, biological process: mitotic sister chromatid cohesion. The transcript is spliced from 10 exons. Gene Ontology annotation, molecular function: protein-lysine-acetyltransferase activity. Gene Ontology annotation, cellular component: chromatin; nucleus.